GAGGAGUUCGUGCCGGACGUGGAUCCUAUGCCCAGCCCAGCCCAGCCCAGGCCAGGACGCUGGGCGGCUUGGUCCCGAUGUCGGCAGCCCCAGGAAAUGCCUCGCUAGGGUGCGAGUAAGUACGACGAUCAACGCUGGAGCCACCACAACAUGCACCGAGAUUGAAGGUUUGACUCAUCAAUAAACACCGACGACAACUCAAUACCUAAUGGGAAAUGUCAAUGACCAACAGCAAUUGCGCCAUUACAAUCAUAUGUGAACUAAAGCUGGUCUAGGCGACCAGCGCCUUCAGGCAAUAAGUUAUCAAGGCCUCACCUCAUUCAUUACUUCCAGAUCCGUCGUGCUGAGACCUCGUCCAUGGUCAGCCAGGUUCAACAAUAAACAGAAACAAUGGGCGUAUUCUACGAGACUCUACCACCCAAGCUGGUAGGCUGGCUCCUCGAACAAAAAGUAUUUUGGAUCGGUUCCGCGCCUCUUUCCGGCGAAGGGCACAUCAAUGUCUCGCCGAAAGGUGUUUCCGACAAAGGCGGGCCAUUCUUCGGUGUGAUCAAGGAACGUAAAGACGGCAAGGUUAUUUCAGCCGACGACGAGGACGACGAUGAAAAGGACAUUGUCAUCAACAAAUUUUGGUACAUGGACCUCACGGGCUCGGGGAUCGAGACUACCAGCCAUCUACAUGAGCCGGGCAACGCGAGGAUAACAGUCAUGUUCAAUGCGUUCACUGGGCCGCCGCGCAUUUUGAGGUUGUUUGGGAAAGGGCGCGUUCUAGAAUAUGGCACGCCAGCGUUCAACGACAUCAUCUCCAGCCAAAAAGUCACGAUCAUCCCGGGCACGAGAUCGAUCAUCGUGGUCGACAUACACCAGGUUGGCACGUCCUGCGGAUUCUCAAUGCCUCUAUACGAUUUCGUGGCAUUUCGGCCCACGCUCAAUGACUUUUUCGAGAAGCGGGUGGCCAACGAGAAGGCUGGGAAACGGGAGGAUGGGAUUGAGAGAUAUUGGGCGUCCAAGAACGCCUUCAGCAUGGACGGCCUGCCUGGAAUGCAGCGAGGUUUACAGACUGGUCUUAAUGAGAAAGUCAGACCUAUCAAGAAAAUGACUGGCCGGAUGGCGAUUGUGGAGGGACGGGAAUCGCGACGGCCGCAGAAGAUAUUCCUCUUAAGGCAUAUGGUUCUCGUGGCGGUAGUUAGUUCGAUUAGUACUGCUUUGUUUAUGUUGUUAUUGUUGAGAUUCUUUGGGCUGUUAGAUCAGAGGCGGAUCUUUGUUCGUGAGCGCAUUCACAACUGACCUGGGACCGUGUUCUCACGAUGGUGUUCUGGAUGAAGCAUUUGUCUGCAAUUUGUAGCCGUCUGGGGGCGACUGAUUCGAGCAAGCUGUUAUCU
This is a messenger RNA of Exophiala viscosa, 1379 nucleotides long. RefSeq lists its product as uncharacterized. The record is from RefSeq and is a predicted model, not a curated record. The coding region runs from base 391 to 1284 and encodes 297 amino acids. The transcript is spliced from 3 exons. Lineage: Eukaryota; Fungi; Ascomycota; Eurotiomycetes; Chaetothyriales; Herpotrichiellaceae.